Vicia faba (fava bean) is the source of this 753-nucleotide messenger RNA. The record is from the annotation of a GenBank genome assembly. NCBI's taxonomy places the organism in Eukaryota, Viridiplantae, Streptophyta, Magnoliopsida, Fabales, Fabaceae.
AUGAACUUGGACAAUUUCCAGAAAGCCCUAUCGGAACUCCAAACCCGCUGCAACGGCCUGGUUCAAAACCUAACCACCAACCUAAACCGUUUCCCGAAAUCUCCUCCGUGGGCCCGCAUAGCCCCAAUCAGGCCAUUGACGGCGGAGACAAUCGAGCAGCGUCUGGAGGGAGUUCCCGUUUACGCUCUCAGCAACGCCGCAGACGAGUUCAUGUUGGUAUCUGGUGCUUCCACCGGUAGAAAUUUGGGGCUCUUUUGCUUCAAUAAAGAAGACGCUGAAGCGUUACUUCAUCAAGUAACCGCUAUUGACCCUCUCAUGCCUCAAGGUUCCAAAGUCGUUCCCGUUGCUCUCAACAAGGUAUUUCAACUCAAAGUAAAUGGUGUUGCGUUCAGAUUGAUACCUGAAUUCUCUCAAGUUAAGAAUGCACUGCAAGAGAGGGAAAAAUCUGGUAUUCCUUCCAGUGACUUUUUUGGUGUUCCAGUUUUCCAGUCCCGAAGUUUGAUAUUGAAGAACCAGACAAAGAGAUAUCGUCCACUCUUCUUUAGAAAGGAGGAUUUAGAAAACUCAAUUGAAAAGGCGUCUGGUCAGCUGAAUAGAGUAAAAUUAUCUACCGGACAAGGGGACAUAGAGGUUGCUUCUCUAGAGGAUGUAAUAAAGGAAAUGAAGGAAAAUUCUACAUCAAAAUGGGAUGAUGUUAUUUUUAUACCUCCUGGAUUUGAUGUUUCAAGUGCAACUGACCCCAAUCUGCUAUAG